AUGUAUAAUGAACCACCGGAUUACUUAUCUGUUCAGACCGGGCAAGCUUGGGAUAAUCCACUACUUAUGCCCCUUGACAACAGCCAACUACUUUACAUUCUGCUCAAUUUUCAGGAUUCAAACUCAUUCCUCACAAACGAUAACUCCAAAUCAUUCAUAGGAAGAAACCAUGGAAUGUGUAGCGAAAAGGAAUAUAACCAGAAGGUACAAAUGAACACAGCAAAUGACCUGGAACGUGACGCAUCAAGAAAUGUAAACCCGAAACUCACACUAAAAAGUUUCCAGAGGUCAGAUGCAUUCAGAACAUUUAAACCCGAAGAUGUUCGCCCAGCCUUUUGGUGCCGUAGAACCAUUUAUUACUCACUUUCACAUUUUGUCGAUGCUGAUAUCAACCGCAAGCCAUAUUUGAUGGACAAACCCUUUGGAUACAUAGAUGUGUAUAAUUUUCUAAGAGAUAGACUAAGGAGUAUUUGGCAGGAUUUAACAGUGCAACGCUGUACAAAGCACCGAGGAUAUAUUGAGUCAUUUGAGAUCAGCAUACGUUUCCUAAUUUACUCAAAUGAAUUAUUAUCGCAAAAUGAUGAAUACGAUGAGAAGCAAAACCUCGUGUUGCUUAACACAUGCCUGGAUAAGUUAAUGAAUGGCUAUGAUGACGUAAGAGCCUCGCUUGGCAGAGUUCAUGGUAGUAAUCCACUAGGUGAUGGUAAGUGUUUGAAUUUGGAUAAUAGACUGUAUAACUUAGUGCUAAGUACAUUAACAUAUAUGUCACCGCAUGAGGCUGAAUUCUGGUCAUAUCGGCUACUACUCCUAAUACCUCAGAUACUGACUCCAGGAAGUUCUGCUACCUUUUGCGACACAUGCCAGAGGAUGCCAGUUGAAAUUAAGAGACAUCCGCUUGUAAAGUAUUCAAUAUCAUCAUGCCUAGCGGCUGUUUCAGGAAACGUAUACCUGUACUUUAAGCUGAUGAACAACCCAAAGUGCCACCCGCUCCAAGCGGCACUGAUGAACCGUUUCUCUUCAUGUGUAAGAAUUAGAUUUUUGUUCAACAUUUCCAAUUUUAAAUUAGUUAAGGACUCAGUUAAUCCACUUAACUACGAUACACUAACGCAACUCUUGGGCUACGAAGAUCUCAAUGGAGUUGUUGAACUAUUGCAGAGAUAUAACGUGAAUGCCAGUAAUGUGACAAAGGGGUCAGACCUGGUGGAAUUGGAAAAGGUUGACAUGGAAAAAUUAAUACAUGAUAAUAGUUACCUGUCAAAAGUGUGCGGAAAGGUACAGACGACUAGCAGAGUAGUUCUGGGGAAGUUUUCAGGGUAUAAAUAUAGGCAGCUGAUUAUGGACCCAGAUUUCAGAGCGCCAUCCAUAACACCACAAGAUAUUCCCUCCAACAUUCAAUAUAAUUUGGAAGAAAAGAAUGAAAGAGAUUUUAAAGUACCAGAUUUACCAACUACUGUGAACAUCCCAAAAAGUGAAUACAAUGAACAGUCUCAACCAGAUAAUAUAAAUAGGGUAGUAGAGCAGAUAAAGAGUCCAGAAUAUGUCCCAGAUGUUUAUAAACCUGCACCAGUAGAAGAAAAUUUUUUAUAUGGCGAAAAAAUAAGAUUGAAACUGAUGGAGCUGAGAAAACUCAAUAUGGUCAAGUUGGAACUGAACAAUUCAUCACCAAAUUUAUCAUUUGAUCAAAUUAACUCAAGACAGCUCAAUUCAAUUUUGAAUUUUUUCUACGCCAAUACAGAUAAUAGUGUUCGCAAGGUUAAAAGUAGUAAGGGAAUAGCCAGUAAUCAAAAGGAUAAUAACAUAAAUAUAUUAGUUAGUAGUAAAAAGAGGCAAAAAACUGGUGAAAAGAUAAAUGGAAAACAAAAAUUAAGUAAACCAAAUGAGAUAAAUUAUGGCCAUGUUAAAAGUAAUGAAAUAUACUUGAGCAUAGAGGGCAGUAAACUAUAUUUGGAAAGUGAAUAUAAUAAGGUAAAAUCGCAGUAUAACUUUACUAAAUACAAUAAUAUGUGUAAUGAGUGUGAUGAAAGAGUCAAGAUCAGAAUUUAUAAAUUCCUAUCGCAAUCAGUAACUAAAACUAAUAAGGAGCUAGGGCGAAAACUUUAUAGAUUGUUAUGUAAAUUAUCUAAGGUAUCCCAUAGAUUUGUGAAAAAUAAAGGAAAUUUUAAAACUUUGGUUAAAAUUUUCAAGCUCAUUUCCUCAAAGAAUUUCUAUAAAAUCGAUCCGAAAUCUUUUAAAUCAUACUUUAAGAAGUUUUUUAUCCCUUUGAUGUCAAAAGCACCCGGACAAAUUCUGAACAUUUUAUUAAAGACGAUUAAUGCAGUAACUAGUAUUAAAGAACAAGAAGUGCCAUUAAAUAGUAUAUUUAAGGAAAUAAUGGAAGUAUUUAGUAAUGAAGUGAAUACAAUUGUGAAUAAAACGUAUGAAGGAAUGGCUGAAGUGGUUGAAAAUAGUAUAGUGGAGUAUGACCCAGGCAUUUGGGGGAAUGGUGUAUUAUUACACAUUUCAUUAUUUAAUUUAUAUACGCCGGACCAAAGUAGUAAUGGACUAGGUGAAGGAGUUGGGAAUGGAAUAGCAAAUUUCAAAAAUAAUAUUCAGGAUUAUUUUAAUAAUAAUUAUUCAAUACACCAUAAACAAGAUAUAGUCAAUCUCCUUACAAAUAACACUAAAACGGUUAAUAAUUAUGAAAAUAUGGGUAAGAGGUUUGAAGUAGUAGAGGGAAGGGAUAUUAUGUCACAAAGAUUGUUAGUGAAUAAAGUAGAAUAUAGAAAUAAUACUAUGAAAAACAGUGUUAACAUACCUUUUGCAUUAAAUAUAUCAUUUAACGCUAAGGAUGCCGUUUUUUUAAAGGAAAUUUGCCUAAGUAAUGGCCUUAGUAACAGGUAUAUGGAGUCAUCAGGAAUGUAUAGGAUUAAUCCACAUGUUGUGUUAUUUUCGUGUACAAAACCAAUAAGCAUAAACAAUAAUAACUAUAUAUAUAACCUUUUCAACGGGAUUGACCCAGGAAAAAGGCUGCUUUUUGGUGAUGAGCUGUCAAUUAUCGAUUCAUUGACAAUUUUGUCUUAUUUGGCUAAUUUACAAGAUUUCUCAACCAAGAUUGUGGUGUGUUAUAGAUUAAACAUAGCAAAAUUGGAUAUGCUUCUGUUGCAUAAAUUAAUGAGUGGAUGCAAAAAUAGUUUUUGUACUCACAGAUCGGGAAAUCACGCUAAUUUAUUAAAUAAACUCAUUAACAAUGUUAACGAAGAGUUGUUAAGUUCAUUGAUUGAACAAGGAGUUGUACAUAAUACACCCAACGCAAUUAGACAGUCGAUAAACUUUUGUUGUACAGGGUUUGAAUACCGUACUUCUCUAAACAAUUAUACAUAUUAUAAUACCCCUAAUAAUAACUUAAAUGGAAAUAACAACAUAAAUAAUGAUAUAAAAGGAAUUAAAGAAACUCAAGAGAUAUUGGUGGCAAGAUUAUUAUACGAAGGAGACUUGAGAAAUGUAUUAGUUAGAGUAUGCAAAGAAGUUGUAAGAAGUGGAAGUGUUAGGCUAAUGCAAAACGCGGUUGAAUUGCCGAAUUUAUCUAAACUGCUGUUGGAUAUAAUAAAGGCGGAAAAUUACAUUAACGAGGUUCUGUUGAACCCCCAAGGACUGCUUUCAAACUCCUUACAGAAGGUCAUUAACUGUAUAAUCUUGAAAUUUCCAGAAGAGCUCUGGAAUUUGUAUGAUGGAGUUGGCGACAAAUUGGAAUGCUACUCAAAAAAUUCAUUAAUAACACUUUUAAUGAGUUUGAAAGAUAGAAUUAGAAGCACUCCACUUCCGAGAGUUAAUAAUAAUAGCCCUAGAAGUAUGGAAAGCAAGAAUACUGUUUUGGAGAGGUAUAUAGAGAGUGUAAUGGAAUGUUAUCGAAUAGAAGGAUACAAAGUGCCGUAUAUUAUAGCACAUUUCCUCAAAAAUAUUAAAAGCGUUUAA
Molecule: messenger RNA, 3951 nt
Organism: Theileria annulata
Lineage: Eukaryota; Apicomplexa; Aconoidasida; Piroplasmida; Theileriidae
Exons: 3
Coding region: 1-3951 (1316 amino acids)
Biological process (GO): mRNA export from nucleus
Cellular component (GO): nucleus; transcription export complex 2; cytoplasm
Source: RefSeq, a predicted model, not a curated record